Molecule: messenger RNA, 948 nt
Organism: Soboliphyme baturini
Lineage: Eukaryota; Metazoa; Nematoda; Enoplea; Dioctophymatida; Soboliphymatidae
Source: the annotation of a GenBank genome assembly
AUGCCAGCUUGGUAUGUUGCAGCAUGUCGCGCGAACGUCAAAUCAGGUGCCAUAAUGUCGGCUCUGUCCGAUCAGGAGAUUCAGCGCGAGAUCGGCAUAUCGAAUCCGUUGCAUCGUCUGAAACUGCGCUUGGCUAUUCAGGAGAUGGUCGCGUUGACAUCACCGUCGGCUCCGAAGGCCACUAGGACGUUGGCCUUCGGUGAUAUGAAUCACGAAUGGAUCGGAAACGAGUGGCUGCCGUCUCUCGGUUUGCCUCAAUAUCGUUCGGCUUUCAUGGAAUGUCUGGUGGAUGCACGAAUGCUCGGACAUUUGACCAAAAAAGAUCUCAGAGUACAUCUAAAAAUGGUGGACAGCUUUCACAGAGCCAGUUUGCAAUACGGGAUAUUGUGCUUGAAGAAGUUGAACUAUGACCGAAAUCUUUUGGCGGAAAAAAGACAGUCGUGCGAAAAUUGCAACAAAGGUAGGACGUUGCCUAAUAAGGAAUUGACAAAUUCGCCAUGGGCUUGGGGCAUUGUUUUACCCGUGUCUUUCGUCUCUUUAAUUGUAGAUCUGUUCGUAUGGUCGAAUGAGCGCGUCAUGCGAUGGGUCGAAUCGAUUAGUCUCGAGUGCUAUGCGGAAAACCUGCGGGAGUCAGGCGUUCACGGUGCUCUGAUUGCCUCUGAUGACACGUUCGACGUAAACACGUUCGCGUUGGUGCUGCAGGUUCCUUCCAACGACUUCCAGUCGAGACAAAUCUUGCAGCGUGAGUUCGAGAUGUUGAUCGUUUCACUGAAAGAAUCAAAAGUCGCUGCGACGCCCUCCACUGAAAAAGACCGAGCCUCGGCUGCCAGCCAAAGUUCAGUACUCAGCACCGCAGCUGGCAGCGACGGAGCAGGUACAGGCAACAAAGAUCUGACGACAGUUGCACAGUCGCCCCAGCAGCAACAGCAGCAGACGGUCGGCAGAUGA